Eurytemora carolleeae is the source of this 1698-nucleotide messenger RNA. Its product is annotated as paired mesoderm homeobox protein 2A. The transcript is spliced from 11 exons. Gene Ontology annotation, biological process: regulation of transcription by RNA polymerase II. Bases 369 to 1241 code for a protein of 290 amino acids. NCBI's taxonomy places the organism in Eukaryota, Metazoa, Arthropoda, Copepoda, Calanoida, Temoridae. The record is from RefSeq and is a predicted model, not a curated record. Gene Ontology annotation, molecular function: DNA-binding transcription factor activity, RNA polymerase II-specific; RNA polymerase II transcription regulatory region sequence-specific DNA binding.
CAAAUUGUUUAAAUAUAUAUAUUAUGUAGAUUUGACAUCUAAAGAAUGGAAAUUUAAAGUAAAACAGCCACUUAGUGCAGACAUUAAGUUAAUUUGCUCGUCAACCUUAUCUUCUCAAAGAAUCCAAACACCGUGUAAUCCUCUCCAUUGGGCGCUGGGCGCCGGCCCUGUUCCUAUUGGUUGAAUUGAUCGCCGCCGAGCUCUGAUUGGAUGAGCUAAUGGGUUGGGCGGCACCAAGUUAGGAUAACGAAGUUUUGGCGAAGAUUUAAUCAUAUAGUAAUCCUGUAAGCUCGGAGAGAGGAGGACAACUUAAAUCUGGAGAAACAGUAGCAAACCAAAACAAACCAAACAAAAACAGUUUUUAGAAAAUGUUCUACUACCACAACCCAUUGAGUUUUACUGGACCUGGAGCAAGAUUACCUUCACUUGAACUACCCUUCUCCACUACCCAACCUUACCCUGCUAUGAGUUACCACUCAGAACUACAUGACGAGGCGUUCCUACGACGUAAACAGAGACGGAACAGGACUACUUUUUCUCUGCAACAGCUGGAAGAACUGGAGACUGCUUUUGCACAGACUCACUACCCUGAUGUGUUCACAAGAGAAGAUCUUGCGAUGAAGAUCGGACUAACAGAAGCCAGAGUUCAGGUUUGGUUCCAAAACCGUAGAGCAAAAUGGAGAAAAACUGAGAGAUUGAAGGAAAAACAUAGAAAAAGGGAAGGAGGAGAAGGCGGAGAAGGAGGAGAAGGAGGAGAAAUGAUGAAGGAGGAGGAGGAGGGGGAGGAGGAGGGAGAUGUCAAUGUUGACGACGACGACAAUAAUAACAACAAGGAAGAUGAAAACACGACAAUUACUCCUUGUGAAACCAGCAGUCCUCGGCCCCCCACCGGAAUCUUUUCAAUGGAAUCUCUGAUGAAACCUUCAGUUACAUCAUCUAGUCUAAUGUUCAGCAAUAUUAGGUCCUCUUCAACUCUCUCACUUACACCCAGGUUUCCUUCCCAUCCUCUUACCCAGCACAAUCCCUUUAUUCUUCCUUACCUUCGCAGUCUACCUGGUGCUAGCUGGUUAACUGGAGGGAAAAGCUGUCUUCCAGGUGUACAGUGUACCUGUUGUAGUGAGGCUGCUAAAGAUCUGUUCUCAACUAGUGUAGCAGAACUAAGAAGGAAGGCACAGGAACAUUCUGCCUCACUUCUUCAACAGCUAUCAGAGACAAGAGAGAACAGAGAUCUUGUAGAUUAAUAUUAUCAUUUAUUCAUUUAUUUAUUUAUUAUUUAUUUAUUUAUUUAUUUAUUUAUUUUGCAUAAAGUUGGAUAUGUUGCGAAUUUUCCAUAAAACUAGACCAGACAUUCUUAUACUGGUUCCGAUCCUGCAAUGAUUGGGCUAACGUGAGCAGACCUGUUUUAUUUCGAUAUUGUAACGCCCUGCACACUAGCCAGCCUAUGCAUCAUGUACACAAAACAUGCUGGGGUCCCAUCACACCCUGACCAUUCCUUGCAUAAUCCGAACCCGUAGAAGGAUUUACCAGUAACAGUACAAUCGAACUGUAUUUGCUCGUACCGGGCGGUCUAGUUCACCUAGUGAAAUGAUCCCAGUGUGUUUUAUGCUCAACAUGUAGACUGGUUUGAUUGAAUUGAACUCCAAAAAGGAAAGGAGAGAAAAAUUGUCAAAUUCGAACUGUUAAAUCUACGCUAUGUGU